AAAGACUGUGGGACAGUUAAUGUUUGCCCAUUCUUAGAAUAGAUGCAUGUUCCUAGUCUCUGCAGCAAAUUGUGGACAUGCACCAAGAGACUGAACAAACUCUGUUUCAAGCUUCAAGCUCCAACAUAUCUCCUAUUUCAACCUUUAUUGAUCAGCUUUUUUAAGACUUUGCUGUCAGUCUGAUGGGCCUCAUAAAAGGUCUAUAAAAUCGAAAUGAAACAACACAGAGAGCCUUACACUGAAUAAUAUCUGGAUAAAACUUAAAAACUAACUAGAUAGAACUCAAAUUUUCACAGCUCUAAUAAGUAUAAAACUUUUAUAUACAAUUUUAUAUAAAAGUAUAAAAAAUUAUCUGUUACUCCACCUCACAUAAUUAUCUGCAAUCACCAUUAAAGAAAGCAAAACAUUUAAAUACAUAAUUUCAGCAUAAGGAGAUGGAUGGUCCAGCAUUAGGCCACGUCCUUCUUUCUCUCUGUGGGAUCUUUCUUCUGUGUCCUUUGCUGGUGAAAACUCAGAAUGACACAGAGCCCAUUAUACUGGAAGGAAAGUGUUUGGUAGUGUGUGACUCCACUCCAGCUACAGAACCAGGAGGCAAUGCACUGGGAAUGUCGGUUCGCUCUGGUACAGGGCGUGUUGCCUUUUCUGCCAUCCGCAACACUAACCAUGAACCAUCAGAGAUGAGCAAUCGGACCAUGACUAUUUACUUUGAUCAGGUCUUGGUAAACAUUGGCAGCCAUUUCGAUCCUGCAAGGAGCAUCUUCCAGGCACCUAGAAAAGGGGUGUACAGCUUCAGCUUCCACGUGGUUAAAGUAUACAAUAGACAGACGAUACAGGUAAGCUUGGUGUUGAAUGGUUGGCCAGUGAUCUCAGCUUUUGCAGGGGACCAGGAUGUGACACGUGAAGCAGCAACCAAUGCAGGACUGGUUACCAUGGAGAGAGGAGACAAGGCCUACCUCAAACUGGAGCGAGGAAACCUGAUGGGUGGCUGGAAGUAUUCAACCUUUUCUGGGUUUCUUGUUUUUCCUUUAUAGAAGGAUUUAUUUUUUUAGAACUGUUUAUACACCUACAUUUUUUUUUUCAUUUGUCUGUUUUGUGCUGGUGAUUUUAGUAACUUUAUGUCAUCAUCAUGUUCAGAUGAUUUGCUUCAGAUGAUGUGAAUGUCAUCCGAAACAACUCGGAUAAAGACGAGAAGGCAGUGGGAAAAAAGUGAGCAACAUCCUGAUGUGGGCAUUUUAAUAAGAUCAAAGUGUAAAUGGUUGCAGAUGGAUACAUGGCCACAUACUCAUUUCUAUUUAUUUUUACCAGUGCCAUCUGUUAAUCUGGCAAAACAGGUCAGCCAAAUAAAAAAAGACUGCUCUCUUUGCCAAGAGACUGCAGGUCCCCCUGUAACCCUGUGAUUAUACAUUGAAGGCUUGGUGUUUUAUUUAGUUUUCAUGUAAAUUACAUGUCCCAUUUCAUAGGAACUAAAUGAA
Messenger RNA from Silurus meridionalis, 1472 nucleotides. Its product is annotated as cerebellin-1. Gene Ontology annotation, molecular function: protein binding. The record is from RefSeq and is a predicted model, not a curated record. The coding region runs from base 435 to 1031 and encodes 198 amino acids. The transcript is spliced from 4 exons. Gene Ontology annotation, cellular component: glutamatergic synapse; synaptic cleft. Lineage: Eukaryota; Metazoa; Chordata; Actinopteri; Siluriformes; Siluridae.